GUCGAAGAGCUUCCCAAAAGCAUCCGCCGGAAUUAUCUUUAGGCGCAGGAGAAAACGGCAAGAGGCCAACGGAAUGUAAACAGCGACUACACGGUCACUAGCGCGGUGUGCUGUCGUGGUCCCUUCACAACGCAAUGACUUUUCACUCAAAUUCAUUGUUGCCGACAUGUGGACGUUAUUAAAGGGCCUCAUGUACAAAGACUUGCAUGGAUGUCCUACAGAAACAUGGCGUACGCUCCAAUGCAGAAAAUGUCGUGAACACAAAAAUAUUCCGAUGUAUGAAUCAGUGCGUACGCACGAAUCCAAGCACAUUUCCUUCGAACAGCCCGAUCAACGUAGCCGACUCCUCCCUGUCCACGCCCACGUUUAAAUAUGCAAAUCAUAUUUAAAUGAACCCUGCACCUGCGAGGGUUCAAGAUUGAUUCUAACAGUUUCCCAGCAUCACCUCGAAGUGUCGCCAAAGGACCGACGGCCGUAGAAACAUCUUCCUGGCUCACGAAAAGGAGUUUGGGUGAGACGGCGCUACAAUGAGACUGAAGCUGAAAACGGUGUUUGUGCUCUACUUCCUGGUCUCUCUGCUGGGCCUCAUCUAUGCACUGAUGCAGCUCGGUCAACGCUGUGACUGCACGGAGCACGACAUGCCCAAGGAGCGAACCGUAUCUCGACUGCGGGGGGAGCUGCACCGUCUUCAGGAGCAAGUGAGGAAGUUGGAGGUCACCAGGCAGCCCCAAAAAGAGUCGUCCCUGCCCACCGUCUUUGUCAUCACGCCGACAUACGCCAGGCUGGUGCAAAAGGCCGAGCUGACCCGCUUGUCCCAGACCUUCCUCCACGUGCCCCAGCUCCACUGGAUCGUCGUGGAGGACUCUCAGACCAAGACGCCGCUCGUGGGGCAACUCUUGGCCAAGUCCGGCCUGUCCUACACGCAUCUGCACGUGGCCACCGCCAAGGAGCGCAAAUUGCAGGAGGGCGAUCCGAGCUGGCUCAAGCCUCGCGGUGUGGAGCAGAGGAACGAGGCCCUGCGCUGGCUCCGAGAGGACCGGAGGGCUCCGAAGGACCAGCGCGGCCGACGGGGCGUGGUCUAUUUUGCCGACGACGAUAACACGUACAGCCUGCAGAUAUUUGAAGAGAUGAGGAGCACGCGGCAAGUGUCCGUGUGGCCCGUGGGGCUGGUCGGAGGGAUGAAGUACGAGAAGCCCGUAGUGGAAGGAGGAAAGGUGGUCCGCUUUCACGUCGGCUGGCGUCCCAGUCGUCCCUUCCCCAUGGACAUGGCCGGCUUCGCCGUGUCCCUCGAGCUGCUCCUGACCAAUCCCGACUCUCGUUUCGAUGGCAACGCCCCAAUGGGCUUCCUGGAGAGCAGUCUCCUGCAGGGCCUGGUCACCAUGGACCAGCUGGAGCCUAAAGCGGACGACUGUUCCAAAGUGCUGGUGUGGCACACGCGCACGGAGAAGCCUAAGAUGAAGCGUGAAGAUGCUCUGCAGGCUCAGGGACUGGGCUCAGACCCGACUCUGGAGGUCUGAGAAGCACACGCCCACAACAGGGAAGUCGUCUUAAAAUUCAACGAUGCUUUGUACGUACUGUAAUUCCCCAUUCCUACUCCCUGUGGACCUCUGAUUAAAACUCAUGCAUGCCUUUGUUUUUAUUUGCAUGAUAGCCGCACAGAUGCCUUUUAAAGUAGAACGUUUAAAAUCCACUCAGAUGAACAAUACAAGCGCUAAUGAAGAUAAAGUAAGAAACACGACCACUCCUCUGAGCCUCGUUUCGCGUUCAAUAUAUCAAAUGCAGUAGUUUGAUCGCGAUGUGCUGGGUGUUGUAUACAGUGUUGUUUUAUUUAUUGCUGUAGUAUUUGCUCCUUGCGUUGUACUACUGUGUCACUGACAAAUAAACUCGCUCCAAUGUU
Messenger RNA from Phyllopteryx taeniolatus (common seadragon), 1897 nucleotides. It is a transcript of the gene b3gat3, whose product is annotated as beta-1,3-glucuronyltransferase 3 (glucuronosyltransferase I). Gene Ontology annotation, biological process: chondroitin sulfate proteoglycan biosynthetic process; carbohydrate metabolic process. The transcript has 11 exons. The coding region runs from base 528 to 1517 and encodes 329 amino acids. Gene Ontology annotation, molecular function: galactosylgalactosylxylosylprotein 3-beta-glucuronosyltransferase activity. NCBI's taxonomy places the organism in Eukaryota, Metazoa, Chordata, Actinopteri, Syngnathiformes, Syngnathidae. The record is from RefSeq and is a predicted model, not a curated record. Gene Ontology annotation, cellular component: Golgi membrane.